UUUAGGAAUUUGGUGAAGAAAUAUUGUCCAAAGAGAUCAUCUAAAGAUGAAGAACCAAGGUUCACAUCUUGUGCAUCCUUCUAUAAUAUCCUCAAUGAACUGAAUGAUUAUGCUGGACAGCGUGAAGUGGUGGCAGAAGAGAUGGGACACAAAGUUUAUGCAGAAAUAAUGAGAUAUUCCUGCGACCUGAAAUCAGAGAGAAAAUCGCAUCUUCAGGAGGGGAGGAAAGCCCAGCAGUACCUUGACAUGUGCUUUAAACAGAUGGACAAUAGUAAAAAGAAAUUUGAACGAGAAUGCAAGGAAGCAGAGAAGGCACAGCAGACCUAUGAGAGGAUGGACAAUGACAGUAAUGCCACCAAGUCAGAUGUAGAGAAGGCAAAACAGCAGCUUAAUCUGCGAACACACAUGGCUGACGAGAGUAAAAAUGAAUAUGCUGCCCAACUGCAAAACUUCAACGCUGAACAAAACAAACAUUUCUACAUAGUCAUCCCACAGGUUUACAAGCAUCUUCAAGAAAUGGAUGAACGGAGGACUGUGAAGCUGAGCGAGUGUUACAAAGGUUUUGCUGAUUCAGAGCGUAAAGUUAUCCCAAUUAUCUCCAAGUGUUUAGAAGGAAUGGUACAGGCUGCCAAGUCUGUAGAUGAGCGCAGGGACUCUCAGAUUGUGGUGGACUGCUUUAAAUCUGGUUUUGAACCACCUGGGGACUACCCGUUUGAAGAUUACAGUCAACAUAUUUACAGGACAGUUUCAGAUGGUACCAUCAGUACCCCAAAACAGGAAGUAAUGCGGAAUGACCCCAAGAUUACAAUGGGCAAGGCUAAGGGGAAGUUGUGGCUUUUUGGAAAGAAACCCAAGGGGCCUUCUUUAGAAGAUUUUAGUCACCUUCCUCCUGAGCAAAGACGGAAGAAACUGCAGCAAAGAAUUGAUGAAUUAAACCGAGAGCUUCAAAAAGAAAUUGAUCAAAAAGAGGCUCUAAAUAAAAUGAAAGAUGUGUAUGAGAAGAGCCCACAAAUGGGAGACCCUGGCAGCUUGCAACCAAAAAUAGCAGAGACAAUGAGUAACAUUGAAAAGCUGAGGAUGGAAAUUCAUAAAAAUGAGGCUUGGCUAUCAGAGGUGGAAGGCAAAGUAUCACAAAGGAGUGAGAGGAGGCACAGUGCGGAGGCUAACCACCUUGUAGCACAAGGAAGAGAGAGCCCGGAAGGAAGCUACACAGAAGAUGCCAACCAAGAGGGCAGAAUCCAGUCACAGCCUCACGUCCAUUCAGAGUUUGAUGAAUUUGAUGAUGAUGAUGACCCUCUUCCAGCCAUAGGUCAUUGCAAGUCACUCUAUCCGUUUGAUGGUAACAAUGAAGGCACCCUGUCUAUGAAAGAAGGUGAAGUUAUGUACAUUAUUGAGGAAGAUAAAGGAGACGGCUGGACAAGAGCAAGACGACAGAAUGGAGAGGAGGGCUAUGUCCCCACAUCAUACAUAGAUAUUACUCUAGAGAAAAACAGUAAAGGUGCAGUAACUUAUAUCUAA
This is a messenger RNA of Staurois parvus, 1518 nucleotides long. Lineage: Eukaryota; Metazoa; Chordata; Amphibia; Anura; Ranidae. The record is from the annotation of a GenBank genome assembly.